UACUAAUUACCUAUAUUUACAUUUCGUCAAGGUUAUUUAUUUAGAUGCAAUAAAGAAAAUCAAUAUUACUACAUCUUAUCGUAUAAUACAAAACAUUUUAAAAGAUAUAUAAUGGCAUUUGAAAAAUUUGCAAAAUUUCGUUCAAAUUCUCUACCUAAAAACAAGAAUAAAUCUAAUUCAAACUUUAAGCAAAAAAGUGUAAAAUAUCCAUUCUGCCAUAAUCCCAAUAUUCAUCACCCACCUGGUUAUACUAAUAUAAUAUCACAGGGGAAACCUAUUGACAGACAAUAUAAUUUAUCACAGCCUAAUCAAACUAAUAUAGGUGUUAGGAGAGGAGAUAUUCCAUCUGAACAUAUUCACCACCAUCACCAUGAUAGACAACAUGCUCAUCAUCAUCACCAUAAUAUAGAAAAUGAAUCAUAUCCCAUAAAUUACUCAAACCAAGAAGCUCCAAAUCGCCCACAUCAUCAUAAUCAUCAUCACUCCCAUUCACCUGGGCACCAUCACCACCAUCAUCAUCAUAGUCAAAGUGUUCCUCCAAGACAGCAAAUAAUUAGCAAGCAACCCACCCAAUAUCUGAGUAAUCAAUACCCUAACUAUUAUAAUAAUAAUAAUACACAAACUCCUCAAUAUAUAGACUGCAGUAAUCUUGGUUACAUAAAUAACAAUCAAACCCUACCCCAAGACCCACAAAAUUUGCUUAUUACCUCUGACACUAUUAUAACUCCUAUUGUCAAAAACGUUAAUCAGGAGGUCCCUAUUGUUAAUGACACUGCUGAUAAAAAUAACUUUUACACUCAUUACCGAGAUAGGACAAUUUAUGGUGUAACAAAUAAUCUUCAAAAACCUCACCAACCAUUUGCUGCCAAUAAUGGGAGUCGUCAUAUUAACACCAGUCUUGACAGAAAAGACAAAAGUGAACCAGUUCUUAGAGAAAAUUUGAUCCCAGAUUCUAAGACUGUUGAUACAUAUGUUUAUAGAACAAAUUCUUCCACAGGUAAAACUGUUGUAACCAUAACAGAUUCUGAAAAAACUUUUUAUUUGCCAUCCCACCCUGUUGUGCAGACUAGUUUUAAUCCAUCUUAUACUCAUACUCAUAGAAGUAAUAAGGAGUUGUUUGAAAAAGGCCUUACAAUUCCCAUAACUAUGGUAGGAGAUCGAGAUACUCAACUAACUGAUCAUAAAUCCAUACCCAGACAUGAUUACUAUCCUCAAGACAAUAAAUAUGAUAGCUACCACAGAGUAGACUCUAAUAAAGACUCUGCUCAUUUGGGAGUCGCUGAUCUCAAAAGUGAUGAUUUUUAUUACUACGAAAAACAUGCAGCCCAACACCAAAAUGGAUAUCCCCCUUCUCACAAUCAUACCAACAAAAGUCCAUCUUCACCCCCAAAUUAUGACACUUAUUCUAGGGUCAAGAGUCGAGAAAUAGAUGGAAGCAGAGAUUAUUUUCACCAAUAUCCUGUUUAUGGAUCUUUUGAAUCCAAGGUUGAAGAUGUGCCUUCUAAUGAUGUUCACAGACAUCCUUUAGAUGACAGCGGGUUUGCAGACAGAAGCACUGAUAGCAGCCACCAGGAGUAUCAGGCUAAAAAUCAAACUCAUCUCCAUGAUAUUUUUGACGAUUCAAAAAACUUGAAAAAUUCUAAUUACCCAACCCAAAAUUCCACCAAAUCUAAUGAUAAUGAAUCAAAUGCAAGUGGUAGGGUUAAAUCAGCAGAUCGUUUUGAAUCCUAUACUCCAGACACAGUUUUAACGUCAGAAGAGAGAGAGGCUAUGGUUCAUUCUUUCCGAGAAAUGAACCUAAAUAGUUCUAAAUACCUUGAUAAUGUUAAACCUGCCUCAUUUACAAACCAAGCCCUGAAAGGGAAAAGGUAUGGUAGCAGGGAUACUUUCAGGGCCAGGUUAGAUCUCACUCAUUUUCGGCGAAACGAGAUAGAGGCCAAAGUUGUGUCAGGAAAUAGGGUCAUAGUCAAAGCUGUUCAUGGGGAUAGGCCCGACAGCAUCAAUACGAAACAUGACAAUAACAAAAACUUAGGCUUAGGCCAUACUGAGGGUCAGAGGGUCAUGACCAAGAGAGAGUUUUUUACUUCUUACACCCUGCCCCCAGAUUGUAAAUGCGAGGAACUCAAGGCCUUUUUCACCAGGAAGGGCUACCUCGUUAUAGAAUGCCCUAGGAUUGUUAAGGACAUUAAGAACGACUAUUUCUACACCGAGAUUGAUACUAGCCAGGGCAGAAGGAAUGACAGGAUGGAUAGAGACUUGCAAAAUAUAGGCGGAGCCAAUGACGAGAGUCUUCUUAUUUAUAUAACAUAAUUAACUUCUUUUUUUUAAAAAUAUAUUUAUAUUUAUAUUUUAAUUAAAUAAUUACUUGAUCUUUUUUACCAUUAAAUUUCGAAAAUCAGAAAAUCGAUUUCUAAUUAAAAAAUUUUUUUUUUGAUAAAAAUGGAAUUUAAAUUGUGAUUUCAUAUCUUUUAAAUUUCAUAUCUCUUCAUGCCUUUUUUUAAGUUGCGGACUUAUUCGUAAAUAAAAAAUUUCCAUCCAUCUUUAGUCAAUAUAAUUUAUUUUUUUUUUAUAAUAAAUGACCAAUUUGGUUCCAAAUUUUUUGGGCCAAAUUCAUCAAUCAUUAUCGUUUAAAAUUUGAAAUUUGUAAUAAUAUAAUUUAGAUUUGUAUUUAUAUUUAAUAACGGGUGUAAAUUUAAAAAAGAAAAAUAAUGCAAACCAUAUUGAUAAUUAAUAUAUCUAUUUUUAUAGUACAAAUUUAUAAUUAUAAUAUAAUACCUAUUAUAACUUAUCUACUCGAAAUAUUUAUUAUAAGCGCUUAUUAUAUUUU
This is a messenger RNA of Gordionus sp. m RMFG-2023, 2827 nucleotides long. RefSeq names its product myb-like protein A. The coding region runs from base 112 to 2310 and encodes 732 amino acids. Gene Ontology annotation, cellular component: nucleus; cytoplasm. Lineage: Eukaryota; Metazoa; Nematomorpha; Gordioida; Chordodea; Parachordodidae. The transcript has 3 exons. Gene Ontology annotation, biological process: response to heat; protein refolding. The record is from RefSeq and is a predicted model, not a curated record.